UCCAAUUAACGGCUACUACUUAGCUUGAAACUGUUCUUCCAGCCCUGCCUCACACUAAAACCUUGUUUUCUGGCGUUAAUGGAGAAGCCCGAUCCGUCUUCCGACGAAGACGACGAUCGAGAGAAUCUGAUCCACCAGAAUGAGAUCAACAACUCUCCUUCCCCUCGCUCCGCCGUCUUCAACGUCGGCGAUGGCCUCGAUUUUCGUUCUGGCUCCCCCCGGCGUCGUUUCUCGUUCAGAAAGAGGUAUCUCUUGGCCAUUUUUCUUCCUCUCUUCCUUGUACUCGUCUAUUUCUCUACCGAUAUUACGAGUCUUUUCUCCGGGGAGCUCUCUUCGUCGUUCAGAGUUUUUGAUUCUCUCGGUCUUCGAAUGAGAGAAUCUGAACUGCACGCAUUGUUUUUGUUGAAGCAGCAGCGGUUAGGUCUUUUGUCAAUUUGGAAUCAUUCUUUUAGUUCUCUCCCCAAUUCCACGUCUGAGGACCUCAAAUUAUCGUUACUUAGGCAGAUUUCGCUGAAUACGGAGAUCCAAAACGCUCUUUUAUCACCACAUCAGUCUGGGAACUCAUCGAAUGAAGUAGGCGUUGAAGAGCUCGAUUUUGUUGGUUCUGAUUUCGAUAGGUGUAGGAAGGUGGACCAGGAGUUGUCCCGUAGACGGACCAUAGAAUGGAAUCCGAAACCGAAUAAGUUUUUGUUUGCCAUUUGCGCAUCAGGACAGAUGUCGAACCAUUUGAUUUGCUUGGAAAAACACAUGUUCUUUGCGGCCAUUCUUAAUCGAUUUUUGGUUAUUCCUAGUUCCAAAGUCGAUUAUCAGUAUAGUAGGGUGUUGGAUGUAGAUCACGUCAAUAAUUGCUUGGGUAGGAAGGUUGUCGUCUCUUUUGAAGAAUUUUCCGAGAUUCAGAAGAAACGGUUGCAGAUCGAUAAGUUUUUCUGUUAUUUUUCAAAACCUGAUCACUGUUAUUUGGACGAGGACCAUGUUAAGCAGUUAAACAAUAUAGGGGUUUCCACGGGUAAACUCGAGUCUCCUUGGGAUGAGGAUAUUAAGAAUCCCAGUAAAAAAACAGUUCAAGAUAUCGAGUCCAAGUUCUCUUCCGAUGCUGAUGUUAUUGCCAUUGGAGAUGUUUUUUAUGCUAAUGUAGAGAAUGACUGGUUUGGGCAACCAGGGGGUCCUAUUGCUCACAAAUGCAAGACCCUAAUUGAACCAAGCCAUCUUAUUAUGGUCACUGCCCAGCGUUUCAUUCAGACUUUCUUGGGGAACGAUUUCACAGCUAUUCACUUUCGACGACAUGGAUUUCUGAAGUUCUGUAAUGCAAAACGGCCAAGUUGCUUUUACCCUAUUCCUCAAGCUGCAGACUGCAUUGCAAGUGUAGCUGAACGGUCCAAUUCACCCGUCAUUUAUCUUUCCACAGACGCAGCAGACAGCGAAACUGGAUUGCUGCAGUCCCUUGUUGUGGUGAAUGGAAAGCCCAUACCACUGGUUAAACGACCGCCUCGAAAUUCAGCUGAGAAAUGGGAUGCUUUACUUUACAGACAUGAAAUUGAGGGAGAUUCUCAGGUGGAAGCCAUGCUGGAUAAGACCAUCUGUGCAAUGUCGAAAGUGUUCAUUGGAACAUCUGGUUCCACUUUUACUGAAGACAUUUUGCGUUUAAGAAAGGACUGGCGAUCAGCAUCUCUAUGUGAUGAAUAUCUCUGUCGAGGUCAGGACCCAAACUUUAUUGCAGAAAAUGAAUGACCAAAAAA
Messenger RNA from Cucurbita pepo subsp. pepo (vegetable marrow), 1736 nucleotides. RefSeq names its product O-fucosyltransferase 36. Gene Ontology annotation, biological process: protein O-linked glycosylation via fucose. Gene Ontology annotation, molecular function: peptide-O-fucosyltransferase activity. The record is from RefSeq and is a predicted model, not a curated record. NCBI's taxonomy places the organism in Eukaryota, Viridiplantae, Streptophyta, Magnoliopsida, Cucurbitales, Cucurbitaceae.